AGAAGCAUCAAACAAAAAAAAAGGGGACCACAUCCACCCCAUUUGACCUUUGAGACAAAAGACCAUCCCCUCACCCCUCUCUCCCUCAUUCCUCUCGGCCAGCACCAACCCCAGAAAGAAAAGAAAAUCUCCAUCUCCCUUUUCCCAUCCUUGAAGAGAGCUCAAGCAAUAGAAGUCCAAGGGGAAAGUUUAAAAGAAGAAAAAAGCUAGGAAAAGUGAGAAAGAUUAAGGUAAUAAUCUUAUAUUAACUUUUCCUUUAUUUUUCUUCUACAAUAUGAGCUAUAUAUCAUGUGAAGAACAUUGAGGAUUGUUCCACAUGAGUUAAGUGUAGAAUGAUGGGUUGGAAGGGGGUUCUAAGUCCAAAAACGGACCUAGGAGCCAAACCGACAAGUUCACCGGAAAAUAACCUUUUAGAGGUUAUUUGUAUUGAUUAAGGUUUUAUGAUGUUAAACCUUGUUAGGAACUUGAUUAAAGUACUUUGGAGCUUCGCCGGAGUUUCGCCGGAGUUGGUCAAAGUUGGCCGGAGUUGGUCAAAGUUCACCGGAAUUAGUCAAAGUUCAACCGCGGAGCGUAGAACACGCUUAAGCUCACUUAAGUUUCAGGUAGGGAGUAGAGCUUGCUACUACCGCUCGUUGCUUCGGGGAAUUCAAGGAGGAAGGCGGGGUUCGUACUUCUCCUGUUUCUGUUUUGAAAACAAUUUAAAUAAUGCUCAUGGACAUUAUUUCGAAUAUUUAUUUGGGGGCUAGCCGCCCGUGGUUGCCACGUGUGGCUUGAAUAUUUGUAAUUAUGUUUCCGCUGCUUAAUUAAAUAUUUUACGUUAUGAUUGUUUAUGGA
Cuscuta epithymum is the source of this 834-nucleotide messenger RNA. The record is from the annotation of a GenBank genome assembly. NCBI's taxonomy places the organism in Eukaryota, Viridiplantae, Streptophyta, Magnoliopsida, Solanales, Convolvulaceae.